Molecule: messenger RNA, 1722 nt
Organism: Penicillium olsonii
Lineage: Eukaryota; Fungi; Ascomycota; Eurotiomycetes; Eurotiales; Aspergillaceae
Source: the annotation of a GenBank genome assembly
AUGUCGUCCGCCGGCGUGGUCUCCGAGAAGAACCCCAACAAUGAAUCCACUCCCGUGACGGAUGUCAACCUCCUCGGGAAGGGUAGUCCGGGUGUCCGUCGCAUCGAAGUCAUCACCUCGUACUUCGGAUUGGUGGAUCGAGUCUUCCUGUUCCUGGCAAUCUUCCUGAUCGCCUAUGUUUACGGCUUGGAUGGAACUGUCCGCUACACAUACCAGCCUUAUGCUACCCAGAGCUACAGCGAGCACAGCUUGCUGGCUACGAUCAAUGUUCUCCGAGCGGUGAUUGCGGCCGCUGCGCAGCCCACCGCGGCGAAGAUUGCAGAUGUCUUCGGCAGAGUGGAGCUGAUCAUUGUCUCUAUUGUCUUUUAUACCGUGGGAACGAUCGUUGAGACAUGUGCGAAGAAUGUCUCCGCCUUUGCGGCUGGUGCAGUCAUCUACCAGAUCGGAUAUACCAGCAUCAUGCUCCUGGUCGAGGUCUUGAUCGCCGAUGUGACAUCCUCUCGCUCUCGUCUGCUGUUUUCAUAUGUUCCCGCUCUGCCUUUCAUCAUCAACACCUGGAUCAGCGGAAACCUGACCGAGGCCGUGCUGAAAGUCACCACAUGGCAAUGGGGAAUUGGCAUGUUCGCCGCCAUAUACCCCAUCUGCGCAAUCCCCCUCGUCACAGUCCUAUACAUCGUGCAGCGCCGCUCAAAGAAAGCCGGAUCCCUGGAGUCAUACAAGAGCUCACUCGAGCUUCUGGGCGGCAAGAAAAUGGUAGUCGAACUCUUCUGGCAUCUCGAUGUCGUCGGUAUGGUUCUCAUGAUCGGCAUGCUCGCCUGUAUCCUGGUCCCAUUCACACUUGCAGGUGGCGUGACCGCACAGUGGAAAACCGCCAAGGUGAUCGCACCACUCGUCAUUGGAUUCCUCCUCAUUCCUGUCUGGGUCUACUGGGAGAAGACAUGCAAGCACCCGAUGGUGCCAUUCAAGCUACUUCAAGAUCGUGCCGUGUGGGGCGCCCUUGCCAUUCCCAUCUGGCUGAACACUGCUUGGUACCUGCAGGGAGACUUCCUCUACACGGUUCUGUAUGUCAGCUUCGAUGAAUCGGUUCUCAGUGCAACUCGUAUCACAUCACUUUACAGUUUCGUCUCUGUCAUCACAGGAGUCAUCCUCGGAUUCAUUGUUAUGCGCGUGCGCCAGCUGAAGCCUUUCAUCGUGGCCGGAACUGUUUUGUUCACCGUUGCUUUUGGAAUUUUGAUCCAUUUCCGCGGUGGAGUUUCAGGCUCAAGCCACUCCGGAGUCAUUGGUGCUCAGGUUCUUCUCGGAAUCGCUGGUGGUAUGUUCCCAUACCCAGCCCAAGCCAGUAUCCAAGUGGCCUCCCGACACGAAAACCUCGCCGUUAUCACUGGUCUAUACCUUGCCGCCUACAACAUCGGCAGCGCCCUUGGCAACACCAUCUCCGGCGCGAUUUGGAACCAAGUCCUACCCGGCGAGCUCAUUAACAGACUUGGCAAUGAGACCUUGGCCGCCUAUGUCUAUGCAAAGCCACUUGAAUUCGCAGGCACUAACCCUGUUGGCACGCCCGAUCGCGACAAUGUCAUUUUGGCGUAUCAGCACACCCAGCGCUUGCUUUGCAUCACGGGUAUUUGUCUGACGGUGCCCUUGAUUGCCUUUGCGAUGGUGAUCCGGAACCCGAUCCUGACCAAGGAGCAGACUUUGGCUAAGGAGGAGAGUGACGAUGAGUGA